AUGACGGACAAGAAGAGCGAUGACUUCGUCCUUCGCAUGCCCGACGGCCACUCUCGCGUCCACGAGCAGCAUGCCUUCCCCAGCAACGGCUCCCCGCGCGCCGGCCGCCCUGUCGCCGCGCCGGCCUCGCAAUUCUUCUCGUCCAUCGAGGGCAGCGGCGGCGCCUCGGUCCUCGCCUACUGCUUGUCUUCCAUCAGCAUGACCCUCGUCAACAAGUACGUCGUCUCGGGCCGCCAAUGGAACCUGCACCUGCUCUAUCUGGCCAUUCAGUCCAUUGUCGGAACCUCGACCAUUAUCGUCUGCAAGCACCUCGGCAUGAUCAAGGACCUGGACCCCUUUGACUCGGGAAGGGCCCAACGAUGGUUCCCCAUCUCCCUUCUCCUCGUCGGCAUGAUCUUCACCGGCAACAAGGCGCUGCAGUUUCUCUCCGUCCCCGUCUACACCAUCUUCAAGAACCUGACCAUCAUCGUCAUUGCCUACGGGGAAGUCCUGUGGUUUGGCGGUAGCGUCAGCCCCUUGACCCUCGUGUCCUUUGGUCUCAUGGUCUCCAGCUCCGUCCUCGCCGCCUGGGCUGACUUUCACCACGUCACGGUUGCCGUUCCCGGUGCCCUGCAAAACGCCUCGUCGGCCGCCGCCGCCACUCUCAGCGCCGGCUAUGCCUGGAUGGGCCUCAACGUCUUGUGCUCGGCGCUGUACGUCUUGAGCAUGCGUAAGGCCAUCAAGAUUACCAAUCUGAAGAACUGGGAUGUCAUGUUCUACAACAACCUGCUGACUGUCCCCGUUCUGAUCCUGUCGUCGCUUCUCAUCGAGGACUGGUCCAGCACCAACCUGCACAACAACUUCCCCCCCGAGUCGCGACACAGCUUGCUCGUCGGCAUGGUGUACUCUGGGCUCGCCGCCAUCUUCAUUUCCUACUGCACCGCCUGGUGCAUCCGCGCCACGUCUUCGACGACCUACGCCAUGUCCGGAGCUCUCAACAAGCUUCCCAUGGCCAUUGCCGGUCUCGUCUUCUUUGCCGACCCCAUCACCUUUGGCAGCGUGUCUGCCAUUAUCCUCGGCUUCAUCAGCGGUCUCAUCUACACCUGGGCCAAGAACAGGAGAUCGCAACCGCCUGGUCUUCCGUCGGCCGUUGGCCGGUCAGCCUCUGGCACCACCUCGCCAAACGACAAAGGGCCGGCCGCGAGAGCAUGA
Messenger RNA from Hirsutella rhossiliensis, 1191 nucleotides. RefSeq names its product UAA transporter family domain-containing protein. Gene Ontology annotation, biological process: transmembrane transport. Lineage: Eukaryota; Fungi; Ascomycota; Sordariomycetes; Hypocreales; Ophiocordycipitaceae. The transcript is spliced from 4 exons. Gene Ontology annotation, molecular function: antiporter activity; GDP-mannose transmembrane transporter activity. Bases 1 to 1191 code for a protein of 396 amino acids. The record is from RefSeq and is a predicted model, not a curated record. Gene Ontology annotation, cellular component: Golgi apparatus.